Centropristis striata (black sea bass) is the source of this 9439-nucleotide messenger RNA. RefSeq names its product SREBF chaperone (gene scap). Lineage: Eukaryota; Metazoa; Chordata; Actinopteri; Perciformes; Serranidae. The transcript is spliced from 23 exons. Gene Ontology annotation, cellular component: Golgi membrane; endoplasmic reticulum membrane. The coding region runs from base 992 to 5053 and encodes 1353 amino acids. Gene Ontology annotation, biological process: SREBP signaling pathway. Gene Ontology annotation, molecular function: sterol binding; protein binding. The record is from RefSeq and is a predicted model, not a curated record.
ACCAUUUUUGCUCAAAGUUGUGAGCAUGUGGCUUUAUAAAUGCAAAUCUACACAGUUGCAGAAAUUAUCUCCCAAACUGAAUUUGCAGUUUCAAUGUGGAACACUGUGUCUGUCAUGUCUCAAGCUGUGUUUUUGUCUGCAAAUAAGUGUGCUUGCUUCUCACGUGGGAGGCAUAUAGACUGUUCUUUGUUGGAAUAUUAGUUUCCCAGCACGUGUGCGCAAAAGCACAGGGUUAUUUAACUGAGACAUUUUUCAUGGUGUUGUCAGGAAGAAUUAAUUGUGGUUUGUUGGGUUUCAGCAGAAAUGCUAUUGUUAUUUCCUCAGCUGUAGUAGUUGUAUAUCCCCAACAACACCAUCCGGCCAGACGGAAUAGGAUUUCCAAACAAUUUCUGGUCAUCAGCCAAAGUGGCUGAAGAGAGCACAGACUCACCCGCCUGAAACAACAGUUUACCAGCACUCAGCCUGUAGCUGGUAUAGUUUUCUGCCCUGGUUGUGAAGAUUUGAUUAUAAAGCCGACGUCAGACUUGUCAUGCUUUUGACAUGCGAAGGUCUCUACAUGCCGCAACAUACAGGAUAGGCUGUGAACAGAGGAGGAGGGAAGCAGCAGGGGGUGGCCAUAGGCCCUGAGCCCUGCUCGUUGAGUUUCCGAUCGGCUCAAUCCCGGAUUAGUUCACUGACGGAGAUGCUGCUGAGCCUUUGCCAAAUCAGGUCUCGCUGUUACACUCAUGUAACUCCACAGUGAACCGGACAAACAGCAGAGCGAUGGAGGCAUUCAUUGAAAGUUUUCCCUUGCAAGAAAGUGAGCAGGACCAGAACCUGGCUGAGAGUCUACUUUCCUGCAGAAACAGAGAGCAGAAAGGCUUUGCUUCAAAGCCUGUUUUGGCCUUAGCAGAACCCAUUGUGCAAGCUUGCCAGGACGUUGCUGUUUUUACUGUAUAGGGUAUUUAUAACAACAGAUCAAGAGACUCCUGAGGCAAAUUCCUCCCAGGGAAUGUUUCCGUUGCUCUCGGGGGGACGAGCCGAGCAGUCGCACACUCUGCCUGAGUCAAGAAGAGAGCAUUAUGUUAACCACAAGGCACCGCUUACGCUCAAAAAACCCAGUGCUGCUGCUUUCAGGGGACGUAAACAGCUGCGAGCUAGGGAGAUAACUUGGUCUCCAAUUAGCAGGUCCCUGGAUGCCCCGCGGCGCACCGUCCUCGGUCGCGCAGUGCUUCCCAAUGGCCGGGAGUUGACCCCGCCCACCAGGAUGACGCUGCGUGAGCAGCUGAGAGAGAAGAUCUCGGCGGCUUUUUACCGCCAUGGGCUGCUGUGUGCCUCCUACCCAGUACCCAUCAUCCUCUUCACCUCUGCCAGCAUCCUCACCUGCUGCUAUCCGCUAUUGAGGCUUCCUCUGCCUGGGACGGGUCCCGUGGAGUUCACCACAGGGGUGCGAGACUACAGCGUCCCUUCUCAUGAGCCUCAGGGAGACCUUGGAGAACGGCCCGACUGGUAUCGGGGUCCUCCGGUUGCCUACAUCCAGCAGGUGUUGGUGAAGGCGGCGGUGUCUCCGUGGGACAGCAACCUGGUGCCGGUGGACGUGUUUCGGUCGCCUCUGAGUCGAGCCUUCAGCCUGCUAGAGGAGAUACGCAACCAUGUCCAUACUGACAGCUCCGGGGUUCGCAGUCUGGAGGCGCUGUGUCUCCAGGUGACGGACCUUUUCCCCGGGUUACGGAGGAUGCAGUCGGUGCUGCCAGAGCACGGCUGCCUGCUCGUCUCACCAGCCAACUACUGGCAGAACCAGCGGGAGCUGUUCGACUCAGACUCCGACCUCCUCAAGACCAUCCAGAAACAUGAACCCAAGGGCCUGCACACCUCGGCCACGCUGCGAGACCUAUUGUUUGGCGUCCCUGGAAAGUACACUGGGGUCAGCCACUACAACAGGAAGAGGGUGGUGACAUACACAAUCACUGUAGUGCUGUCCAGCUACGAUGCAAGGUUCCUGGGCAGCCUGCGGGCUCGUCUGAAGCAGCUCCACCCGUCAGCCAACUGCAGCCUGAGAGACGACCACAUGGUUCAUGUCCACUUCAAAGAGGAGAUCGGCAUCGCAGAGCUCAUCCCCCUCGUCACCACAUACAUCAUCCUUUUUGCCUACAUCUACUUCUCCACACGUAAGAUUGACAUGGUGAAGUCUAAGUGGGGUCUGGCCCUGGCUGCUGUGGUCACAGUCCUCAGCUCUCUGCUCAUGUCUGUGGGGCUGUGUACGCUGUUUGGACUCACACCCACUCUCAAUGGAGGGGAGAUUUUUCCUUACCUGGUGGUGGUGAUCGGCUUGGAGAACGUCUUAGUCCUCACCAAGUCUGUGGUGUCCACCCCCGUCGACCUCGAGGUCAAACUCCGCAUCGCUCAGGGCCUUAGUAAUGAGAGCUGGUCUAUCAUGAAGAACAUGGCCACUGAACUGUGCAUCAUCCUCAUUGGAUAUUUCACUCUGGUGCCAGCUAUCCAGGAGUUCUGUCUGUUUGCUGUUGUGGGGCUGGUGUCUGACUUCUUCCUGCAGAUGUUCUUCUUCACCACAGUCCUAUCUAUAGACAUCCGACGCAUGGAGCUGGCUGAUUUGAACCGCCGGCUCCCAGCUGAAGCAGGCCUACCGCCACCCAAGCCCGGCCCGCUGCGUCCACGUGAGGUCCCCCCUCCCCCGCGGCCCUCCCCCCACACCAUCACCCUGCAGACCCCGGCCUUCAGGAACCUGCGGCUUCCCAAGAGGCUGCGUGUGGUUUACUUCCUGGCCCGCACACGUCUGGCUCAGCGCAUCAUCAUGGUUGGCACGGUGAUCUGGAUCGGCAUUCUGGUCUACACCGACCCGGCCGGAAUACGCACCUACCUGGCCGCGCAGGUUUCUGAGCAAAGCCCUCUGGGAGAUCCCGGAGGAGGCGGUCUGCCCCCUCACCUCGGGGUGGCCCCCGUCUUUCGUGGAGGCGAUCCUACCAGCACACUGAGCAUCCACCCAGCACCAGAUCCAACACCCUUACCAGAGAACCAGUCACAGGGCCACCAUGGUCCUCUCCCCCAGGCUCCGCCUCCCGCUGUGCCACAGAUCACCUGGGGGGCGGAGGACGAGGAGGGGUGGAGGAGGCUCUCCUUCAGACACUGGCCCUCGCUCUUCAGCUACUAUAACAUCACUUUAGCCAAGAGGUACAUCAGCAUCCUGCCCGUCAUUCCGGUCACCGUUCACCUGAGCCCUCAGGAGGCCGUAGAGACACGCCACCCUCAAGAUACGAGACACCCGCCUCCACCUAUCCCCAAGGUCUCUGCAGAUCUACAGACGGACCUCACACUCUACAAGGUGGCAGCUCUGGGCCUGGCGGCCGGCGUCCUGCUGGUUUUGCUGCUCUUCUGCCUCUACCGAGUUCUCUGCCCACGUAACUACGGCCAGAACGGCGUUGCUCAUGGGCGCCGGCGGCGAGGGGACCUGCCCUGCGACGAUUACGGCUACUCACCACCCAUCAGCGAGAUCUCACCACUGCUGCUGAGGGGCCACAGUAUGGACAUCGAGUGUUUGGCCAGUGACGGCAUGCUGCUGGCGAGCUGCUGCCUGGCAGGACAGAUUCGGGUUUGGGACGCUCAGACUGGUGACUGUUUGACCGUCAUCCCCAAGCACGGGCUCAGACGGAGCAGCAGCAGUGGCUGCUGGGAGCAGCGGGACGGCUGGGACGGUGUGAGCGGAGCCGCAGACGCAGAGUGUUUAGGCUCUGAAGCUCACGGCCCGUCAGUCAGCGGUGACGGUUUAUCAGAGGAAGAGGGCUACCCGCUGAGGCGCCGCACUGCUCCCGCCCGGCCCACUCUCUUCGUCGACCAGCCGGAUCUCACCCCGCUCAUCGACACCAACUUCGCCUCCCAGCCCCCCUCCCACCUCUGUACCCCGCCCAGAGACGGCUUCGACUUUGGGGGUCUGGUGGAGCGUGCCUAUAUGGAGCACGAGCCCCCCUCGCCCUCCACCUACCCCUCUCCUUCCUCGGCCUCCUCCUCGCCGCCCUCAGGAGCUCACCUCCAGAGAACACCCAGCUUUGGAGACGCAACCUCCUUCUUAACCCCAGAGAGAGCCUCCAUGGCGGGGAUGCAGGCGACAGCGGACUGGGAAAGCUCUGUCUGGGCCAUGGAGCUGAGAGGAAAUCUGAUAGCUGCUGGGAGGAGCAGCGGCAAACUGGAGUUGUGGGAUGCAGUAGAAGGGUCGUUACGCUGCAUUAAUGAAGACGGAGUCUCUGGGAUCACAGCUCUAGCCUUCCUCAACAACAGAAUCGUAGCGGCUCGGCUCAACGGGUCUCUAGAUUUCUUCACUGUUGAGAUAAACAAACCUCUGGGUCUGCUGCAGUACAGAGGUGCCCCUGGGCGAGGCAGCAUGCCUCCCUCUCCCUGUUACAGCAGCGAAGAUGUUAUAAGCUGCCAGCUAACGCGCUCGGUUCAGUGCGCUCACCAGAAGCCGAUCACAGUGCUGCGAGCGGCCGCCGGGAGGGUCGUCACCGGUAGCCAGGACCACACUGUCCGGGUUUAUCGUCUAGAGGACUCGUGUUGCCUCUUCACCCUGCAGGGUCACUCUGGAGGGAUCACAGCCAUCUACAUAGACCAGACGAUGGUUCUGGCGAGUGGUGGGCAAGACGGCGCCAUCUGUCUGUGGGACGUCCUGACAGGGAGUCGUGUCAGCCAUGUUUAUGGUCACCGUGGAGACGUCACCUCGCUCGUCUGCACCACCUCAUGUGUCAUCAGCUCGGGACUGGACGACCUCAUCUGUAUCUGGGACCGCAGCACAGGGAUCAAACUCUACUCCAUACAGCAGGAGGUGGGUUGUGGGGCCAGUCUGGGAGUGAUCUCUGAGUCUCUCCUGGUGACCGGGGGCCAGGGGUGCGUCUCCUUCUGGGACCUUAACUUCGGGGACCUGCUGCAGACAGUCUACCUGGGCCAGAGCAGCGACGGCCAGGGCGUCCGUCAGCUGCUGGUGCUCGACAACGCAGCCAUCAUCUGCGACUUCGGCAGCGAGCUCAGCCUGGUGUACGUGCCCUCUGUGUUGGAGAAACUAGACUGAUGAGGGACAGAUGGACGGCAGUCAUUGAUGUCGGUGGGAACAAAAACAUGCACUCAGAACAUCCUUUUCCCCUUCAUCACCUCCCUGUUGUUUUGCUUUCAUUUGUUGUUCCUGACACCCAAAGGAGACGCGGUCAUUAGAACAGUUUCCACGUGCAUACAGGCUCUUUCUUUUUCUAGAUUUUUUUUUUGUAACUACAGGUGUGGAUGUAUUAAGCAAAAAAAGCUGAGGACUGAUUGUGCAACCUGCUGCAUUUUAUCAGAGGGUGACAGACCCUCGGUAGUGAAUUUUGGACAUUUACGAGGGGCAUGAGGUCCGUUCAAGAAAAGCUGGAUGUUUCUCACUUAAAGAGGAUCCACCAGUCACCAGUUUGUGCUUUUUUUAAUGUGUGUGUGUUUGUUUUGUGGCUCUGCCCUCUAUGCUGCUUACAUGGGUGGGGCUUCACUGUAACCCCCACCCGCCCAGAGAGGAACUGUCUCCUUAUUUUUUAAUAUUCCUGCUGCCUGUUUUCGCCCAACAGCGAAGUGCAGCCACAGACAUCUCUACGGGUCCACGGCCUGUUGGGAUGAGCUGUGUGGUUAAACGUGUGUGUGUGUGUGUGUGUGUGUUGGAGACUGAAUGAAUAAAUCUAGGUCCUUUUUAUGGCAAAAUACUGCUGAGAACAAAAAUUGAUGAAUGGAUGAAAUGUGAGCGUGUGGGUGAGGGAGAACUGAUGAUUACUGUAUAAAGUAAACCUCCAUAGGGGGCUGUUUUUAUAUGUAUAAAUCUAUUAUUUAUUAGCGAUACAUUUUUGAAAUAACAGUUUGUUUAUGAAUGCUAAUAACGGCUCUUAAACAAGAAUAUAACAAUAUGGAAGUAAUGACAUAAAUGUAAGAUGGUGAUUAUUUGUGUGGGCGGGGUUUGGGACGUGGCUAUAAAACGAUUAUUUGUGAUAAUGAACUGGAAACACUGAAGUGUUUGUUGUAAUGGAGUUGGGGGCUGUAGUAGAAAAGGUUCCUGCUUUUAUCCCAGCCUCGGCCUCUGAUUCUGGGGUUACUGUUGCUGUAUGAGGGGCCCCUGCAUGCUACACCUUCAUCAGGCUACCUCCGUUUUCCAAACUGCUCGAAUUUUGGAUGAGAAUACUGACUUUGUUCUGUCAUUAGCUGACGUCACGUUUACAUUGACUCUCGUAUUUUUUUAUAUAAAUUGUGCCCUCGAGAUUUUUUUUUAUUCUUUAAAUCACCCGUGGUUCAACAAAAACGGUUUUGGCCACAAAUAAUAACAGAACUCAUUGUAACAUCGGACCUCACAGUACAUCUUACCAUGUUGAUGUAAACUAAGUGAAGUUUGUCUGAAAGGGAAAUUCACAACCUUUUAUACAGAUCUGCAAUCAGUGUUGAUGGUAAAUGUAGCCAAUUGAAGCAAGAAAUUAUCCUGCUGGCAGCAAAUAUACACUGAACUAAAAUGAGCUUAAUUGCCUUGUUAACUCAUUGUAAAACACAUUACAUUCAAGUUGGACUGAAACAAAAAAAACAAAAGCUGUCUUUGUGAGUCUUUGCACUGUUGCUACAAUCAGCAGCCUCUCCAGCUGAACAUGGCAGAAUAUCAAAGUCAGCCAAAUCACUGUAAAAAUCCUCUACAGUCAUAUUUAGGAAGCCAUUUAUGCUGCUGAAAAUUCAACUAGUUUCCAAUACAAGCGAAGGAGCAGCACUGCGUCCCACAACCAACAAAAGCUUAAAAAAACACUCUGUGGUUCUUCCUAAAUCCCAGCCGAGUCACUGUCACGUCAAAUUAUGUAGCUGAAAUCCAGAAAAACAACAGACUUUGCAGCUGCAGGUGUCUUUUAAGCUAUAUUUCUAAUUCAGAAAGAGAUAAGGUUGAAAAUCGACGAAUAUUCCCUUUAAAACCUGUCCACGUCUGAAACACCAACAGAUGGAUAAUAUACAGCAGCUUUUUAUGUCCUUAUGAACUAAUAAUACUUAACAAUAUACACACAGAUGCUCUGGUUAAAACAGUUUGUGGCUUUGUAGUUCAUUUUUGUCUGCCGCUUUGGCCAUUUUAAGAUGCUCACAGAGAUAAAUAUCACUUUGGCCAAAUUAAGUAAAAGAUUGGAUUAUCCUAAAAUCGGGAUCCCUGAUGUACUUGCAUUAAAAUAUUUCUUUGACACUUAAAAAGGUACGCACAACCACGAAAGUCUUCAACAGGUGCUGGACCAAACAGGAAACAUUGAGGCACAAAGAAAUAGUAGAAUCACGUUACACUGUUUGUGUUACUGUGCAAAGUCCUGAUUAAUUAUAGAUAUUCAUGAGGCAUUAAACAUAUUUCCACAAGCUUCAAACUAUGUGCAGAACUCCAAACGAUGCCUAUUAGUAGCAGGCAUUUAACAAUUGAAAGCAUGUUGUUUUACGAUCUGUAUCAUGUGAUGCUUGUGGAAAUGCUUUGAAUGUGAUAAACAUCUACGUUUGGGUGAAAUGUUGCACAAAAAACAGCAUGUUGAUUCUACUAUUUGUUUUGCAAAUAGUACACUGCUCGUUUUAAAAUGAAGUGGGCAGAGCCUGAGGAUACACUGGUAUUGCACUGUAUAAAUCUAUAAUUCGGCAAGUAUUUCCAAUUCUGCACAAAACGAAACGCAUCAUUAGUUUACCUGCAUCCUACAGGCUCGUGACCUGCUUGGUAUUGUAACCUGUUAAUUUAUUAGCUUGUGUUUUCUGUUGUAACGAUAGUCGAGAAAGCUUUAGAACUGGGAAAUGUGUAGUUUUUAGAUUUUUUUAACUUGUUUUCUAGCAAUGUGAAUUUGAUUUACAGCAAAGGUUGGAUGUUUUGGGAAAUAUGCUUCACGUUUAUUCGCUUUCAGGCAGUUAAAUGAGAAGAUCGAUGAGAGGACAGCUACCCAGCAGUCGGUCAGGUUACCUAAACACAAAGACUGGAAACGGGGAAUUUUUAAGCCUGGCUCUGUUUCUAACAAAGAUCACCUCUAUAAUCAACACGUUGGUUGUCUCGUUUGUUUGGUUUGUACAAAGUGUAAAACGGACAGUUUGAUGUUUCACUCAGCAGAGACACAAGGAACAAAGAAAGUACUAAUAUCACAUUUUUUUUAAAUGUAAAAGUCCUGCAUUUAUUUUUUACUUCACUUAAAGAAUGCCAGUAUAAUCAGGAAAAUGUAUUUAAAAUAAUCAAUGCUCAAAAAUGUCAUCCAAUAUUCAGUCAUUAGAUUAUUAGUACUUUUGCAUGAAUGUAAAAGUAGGAUUUUACUGUUGAAUAUAAUUGAUAUAAUGGUUUAAUCCAGCUCUAUAAAGUUGGGGAAUUUUAUUCAUAGCAACAUAUAUCUAUAGCUUAUUUUUAAGCUCUUCAUAUGUUUUCUGUGCAAAAAUCCUGAUAUGUAAAGUGAACUUAAUGGAGCAAAACAGUACCUCAAAGUUGUCCUGAAUUACAGGGUUCGUUCAGUUUUUAAGAGUAAAAUUCAAGCACUGUAAAGUUACCUCAAAAGAAAAACUUCAGACACUAGAAGCCUUUAUCAACACAUCUUAAUUGUAAGUUUACAGAAUUUCUUUACACCCACCAAUCAAUGUACAGUAUACUGUCACUUUGUUUAUUUUGCCAGCUGUUCCUAUAAGCUUUGAUUGUGUAUUUUGAUCAUGAUUAUUUAAUCCUUGCUCAUUUCCAGAGUAAAUGACAUCCUAUAUGGAAUACAAUGAACAAACAUUGUGUUGUAAAAUUAUGCAUUUUCAAAUUCAAGCAUAUUUUCAACCUUGAAAAUAUAACUUAAAGCAUUUUUAAAUGUUUCAAAACUUUGUAUGAACCCUGUGAAUCCAGUACAAAUGUACUUUGUUACUGCACAUAAAAUGUUGAACUGUCAUACAAACACAUCAGUUGUUGUACCAAGUAAACAAACGAGAUAAUGUGUAAUUAAUUCCCAGUCUUUGUGCCCAACUAAACUAACCUGCUGUUGUAUUAUAUUUAACGGUAUCGAUCUUGUCAUCUAAAAAAAAAAAGCCAAUUAAACCAUUUCCCAAAAUGUCAAACUAUUCCUUUAAGGGGGGGGAGUUGGUGUAGCAAUUCCAAGAGAAUUGCCGCUUCUUUUGAAUGUUUUGGUUCAUCACUCAUGGACUUGGCCUUGAAACAAUCCAUAUCCAACUGUACUUUGUCUGUUGAUUUAAUAUGUUUCUGCCCAUUUUAUUUUAGUAAACCAUGCUUAUUAUUGUUGCUUCAAACAUACCUUUUCCAUCCUGUUUCUUUCAUUCAUCCGGCUGUCAGUGUAUCAUAUCAAAAGUGUGUGGGAGCAGCCACGACCUCCUUCUAUCCUUUGAGUAGUUAAAGCAGGAAAAGGAACAUUUCCUGUGGCUGCGUCCUCACAAUAACAGCAGAACUCUGAUAUUUAACGCUUUGUGGUCCACGUGUGAUCCUCCG